Messenger RNA from Amoebophrya sp. A120, 7681 nucleotides. The record is from the annotation of a GenBank genome assembly. NCBI's taxonomy places the organism in Eukaryota, Dinophyceae, Syndiniales, Amoebophryaceae.
AGAUCACAGAACCAGGACUCCAGUGGACAUUUUGCCUGCCCAUUGCACAUGUAAAAUUGAUUUUUGAUCCCGGGAGAGGGGAUCUCUCAUGCAGAAUAGGCAUAGAGUUGGAAUGCUUUCGCAGACUUGGUCAAGCUUUCUAAGGAUUGCGGACCUUGUUCUGGACUGAAAGACUUGUGCAUUGUUCUACCCUACCCAGGCAUAUUUGUAAUUGCUAUCACACCUCGCUUGCCGGUGAGCACUUUCCUAUGUAGAGGAACGGGGCAAGCUUCUUUUACCGUCGACAGACGGCGAGUCACCAUGCUUUCUGAUUUAUUGGCCAAGAAAUUUUCUACGUGCCUCUGGGAAAACCUGAAUUCGAGAGGACAAGGACGAUCACAUCGAGGUACGGGAAUAGACUAACUCACCGCCUAGAAGAAUAUUGGUCACCAGUGUCGACGGCAUGGUCGUCCUGCGUGCGUGAACGUGUCGACGGCCGGUCGUCAAGGGAGCUAGCGCGUCGGUAGAGGCACCAGACACGUAGUUGCACGGGGCAAAAUAAAGGAACAAACCAUAGCCACGCUUUUUGGAAACUCCUCGUGAUGGAUUGGCAAUUUUCCGUACAGCAAGGCCUGCGGUGCACGGUGAUCUUGCAAGUUAAUCACACUCGAGCCUACCAGGACCGCAGCCCCGCAACGUCGCAAGCCAGCGGCUUUUUCAUUUACCGCCUCGAAGAAGAAGGUCUUGGAGUGUUGCUUACAAAUCGGCAUAGUGCGACCUUGGGUCCGUGUACGAUUUACGCCAGUUUUGAGAAGCACGAGCAAGUGAAGUGCGACGUGCUCUACUCUGACCCGUUGCACGACUUUGCAUUCUACGUCUUUGAUCUGCAGCAGUUACGUCGCACGAAAUUGGGGCGGCCGUUACCGCUUAAUGCCGCUGGUUUGCAGGUUGGUGUCGACGUGAAGAUUGUGGGCAAUGAUGACGAAGAACGAAACCAGAUCUUGAGCGGAACAGUGGCGAAGAUAAAUCGAAACCCGCCUUGCCUCGGAGACUACGACCAGGAUCUGCAUACCUUUUAUGCGUUGGCUGCCUCGAGUACGAGCUGUGGUAGUUCCGGGUCGCCGGUGUUGAACAUAGCUGGGGAAGCGAUUGCGUUGAACACUGCGGCAGCGAACACCGGAUCGGGAAGCUACUACUUGCCUUUGGGGAAAGUAGUGGAAGUUUUUAAGUAUUUGAUAAAGCUCUACGAUCACGAGACGUGCCGCGUCAAAAGCAUUAACAGUCAGAACCUUGGAAUUGAGAAUAAAAGCAAUCCAGACGAAGAUCAUGAAACAAGCGAUAAGCCCUGGCACCGCAAACCCAUCGCAGAGCUGCUUAGUGAUGCACCACCGAAGCGCGGUACCUUGGACUGCAUUUUUAAUUGGGAGGCUAUCGAAGAAGCUGCGAUCAAUUGCGGGCUGGAUCGAGCGGUGAAUCUCACCGCUGGGAAUCUCACUGCAGCCGCCUUCCGUCCCGCGGAUGAUCGUGCUCCGAUCCCUAAAAAUCGCGAUUAUAAGGCCGGUGGUAAUUUUUUUGUAAGUGGCGCGUCGUCCUCGUCCUCCGGGUCCGCAACUACGACAGGUGCUACGGAUCAUUCUGGUGCAGCAGCCAGCCCGAGCGCCGAGCUGCCGGCAGUAAUGGAGCCCUCGAGAGCAACGCCGAUGGGGUCGUUUUUUAGCCCUGGUGGCGCAGCAGGAGCAGCGCACGCGGGGGUCUUAGUGGUUGAGGAGGUGCUGCCCAAGUCGCCGGCGUCUGAUUUACUGCAGGCAGGUGAUGCGCUUGUCGAGCUGGACGGCAUCAACAUGGUUGAUCAAGGCCUAGACGCCUUUCAAGUUCUUGAAAGUAUCCUUGACGCCAAGGUGGGGACGGCUGUCGAAAUGGCUGUGUGCCGGUCGGGGCGUCUGGUCAACGUGACCCUGCCGGUAGAAGACUUGUUUUCGCGCUGCAUUCCGAGUGUUCUCUUGGAGUUCGGACUCGGUUGCUUUCACGACGUGGCGCAGGCAGUCGCAUUCCGACACCACAUCGCCCAGAAAGGCGUGUAUGUGGCAAAGCCCGGGCAUCUUUUCGCACAGCUGUUUGACGCGGAAACGGGUGGCAUCAUUCGUGAAAUUAACGGAAUUGCAUGCGACACGGUGGAUCAGUUCGAGCACCGGAUGGCGAACAUUCCUGACGGGGACCGAUUUCUUGUGUCCUACAUAACUUUUGAUUCGGGGGGUACCAGGAACUUUCGUGAGCUAGUGUGUGGACCUAUGUCACGCCAGUGGCAGCAGCCAGUCGUCUGGGAGCGACAGGGUCACACGGGGGGAUCUAAUUGGGUGUGCCGCGAUGCACUCGGCACGUCUGCUCCUACUGAGCGAGACCAUCAUGUUGCGCCGAAUCGAAGCGCAGCGGUUGAAGCGAGUGGCGCCGUCGUCAAACGUGGUCGAUCGCCGCUUGUCUCGUCCAAAGUUGGACCUAAACCUCCUCUCCGUAAUGGAGCAUUGCAGUGUCGUAACCGGAAGCGUCUACCAGCGGUUCCUCUUCGAGAUGCAGAAGAUGCCAGCGACUCCGAGGACUCGGGGAGUGACAUUGACGGGGAAGGAAGAGGACUCGGGUCGCUCUGCAGCACGGACGGAAGCAACUACUGUGCUGGCAAGGUCAACAAUGUCUCGUCCCCCUCUGGAAUCGACGCGCAGCGGCAGAUCGAUGAAAGUGAUGCGCGCAUCCUGCGCGACGCAUUUCGAGACACUCUUGCUGUGGUGGAAUGGAAGAUUCCACCUGAGAUGGCGGUCGGGCACACGGAAUUUGCGUGCGCACACCGGCGCGGCAUCGGCAUAGCUGUUCCUCCAGGAAACGUGUUUCUUUGCCCUCGAACAGUUGUUCCGCAGGCCAUUGCGUCCGUUACGGUUCAGCUGCUAGCACCCGAGGGUGCACAGCACUCGUCCCAUUCCAAGAAACAAUUGUUCGAAGCCGUCGUCGAUUUCGUUCAUCCGACGCAGAAUUUUAGUCUGGUCCGUAUUUUACCCCCGGGCGCCAGCAGAACAAUCUCUGGAGGCGAGCCGUCGCUUUCAAUCGCUGACAAGCGCAAGCUGUACGGCUCGGACGCGAAAUGCAGUGAGAGCACAGAGUGUGAUGUCCUCGCGUGGAAUCGAAAUACUCUUACCGAUCACGCGAAUCAAAAGGGUGCAGGCAAGGAAGUGAAGAUGAUGCCACCGCUCCGGCCGGCGGCGUUCCAGUCAGAAGAAUGGAAUGCCAGCUCCGAGAUGUCGAAAAACGUGCGAAAGUACCUGAAUCUAGACUCCCCACCUGAGGGUAGCACAGGUGCUUGCCUUGCAUUCGCGCCUGCUUCUGCUGGCUCUAUCAGAAGUUCUGAUAGCGCGACAAAAAACGCCGUCGCCGGCAAGGCAGGUUCAUCUGCAGGAAGCCUCGUCGCUGAUGGCAGCAAACUCAAGGCUGCGGACGGGAUCCAGGGAGAGGAUGCGGUUCUGGUUACAGUAACGGAUGACCUGCAGAUCGUACCCACGCGGAAUUUUGAAUUUCUGUGCUCACAGCCGACGGUUUUAGAAAAUGUAUGGACACAUCCUCCCCGCUGGCGUGCGCGAAAUACUCUUGUCACACCACUCGAUUGUGGACAGGAUUUUCUUGGAGGAGUCGUCGUCUCGUUGUCUCAAUUUCGUGCUGCAGCGGAGGAGGUCCACAGUUUGCGACAGCACAGCGGCGCACGCAAGGCAUCACCAGAGGGCCACAAGAUGAACCACAAAAGUAUGAAAGCCAGCAGAAAUAAGCAUGACGUCAGCAGGUCGAAAAAACGAAAGCUGGAUGUUGAUACCAUCGUCGAUGGAGAAAAACAAGGCGAAAGCAAAGCACUGACAAAUGAUACCCUGCUCAGGAACAAUACAACAGGUAGCGUCUCCGGAAACUACAAGUUGCGAAUGUUUAACGAUCGUGCAGGAACCGCCCAGGGCAGCAGCCUUUCAAGCGAUGAACUUCUGUGGAACUUUACGGAAGCGCUGCCACUCGUGAGCGCUGUAGUUUUUCCGUUUCCGUAUGUUAGUAGCGAGACAGCAGAAGGACCCGUGGAGCACGCGGACAUGGAGGAAAACGAGGACGGUGAGCAAAGCCGUACCGCUUCAGGUUUGGCCAGUAACGGGUUUCCAGACACCGUCGGUGUGGAUUAUCUGGCCAUUCCAGUCAAGCAAUUCAUUGGAUGGAUCUCUUCUCCCGAUGAAAAAUACGAACAACUCGGUACACCUGAGCGUGAUCGCAUUUGCGGACUUCAUGGUGGAGCGUGUGACGUUAGCGGCAGCAACAGCAUGACUCCGCAGUGCGAGCGGGCCCGCGAAUGGCCGGACGCCGCCCCCCGCGGACCGUCACUAGCCCGGAACAGCUCAGACUCGAGUGACAGCAGGGCAUCGUCGGGAUCAUCGACUAAACCACAUUUGGCGAUGAAAUCGAGCCUGCCCGAGCCGGCUUCGCGCGACUGCAUUCCUGCGAGGGCCCGCGUCGGGGAGACUAACGAAAAACUCUUGCGAAGUGCUGACUCAGAAGUGGUGGCAAGAGCAUUAGCCUCGUCUUCGUCACGCCCGUGCAUCCGGAGUGGCGGACUCGGCGUCGAUCGGCCUGCAGCGUCGAAAUGUAUGGCCUUGGGUGAGUCUCCUUCGUCGCGCGCCCCGGAUCUGCAGCCGAGGGACGGCAGUAGUGCUGCCUCCUCAACAGCUGCGCACGAACUUUUGUCGUAUAAUUCACGACAUCUUCGCUUACUGCCGUAUGCAACACGGUAUUGCGUCCCUGUGCUUGAUGUGGAGCUGUGCGCUUUCGAAGCAGCCACGCUUGAAGAUUGGCCAGAGAAGCUUCGUCCCCCGGCAUCAUUCUUCAGCCGACACAAGGCGUCUAGCGCACUGAAAGUAUGUUCGGGAGCAUCUCGGGCAGAAAAUUCGGAUGCGGCCGAGUACCCGCAGACCGGCGAUAUCAUGGUGAAGUUACAGAGUCGGAAUUUCCGCAGUGUCAUCGACCUGGAGAACGCGCUCUGGAGUACGAAGAAGAAGACGUUGACUGAGACGGGACUUCGGGCGGAUGUCUACCGCAAAGGCGUGCUCCGCAGAGUACUACUACAGCCAGAGUUUCGUAAGUCCGAUGGCGCGGAGCGCAUGGUCAUUUUUCACGGUUUGGUAGUGGUGGAGUCACUAUCAAAUGUAAAAAUGUCUGGGUCUGGAAGAGUGCAUGUUUGUCAUGCUUGUCUGGCAUGACUCUUAAAUCUGUCAUGCACGUUGCCCAAGAUCCGCAUUUUUCUGUCAUGCGGAGACGCAAUUUGUCAUGCAGAAUAGGCAACACUUACAAGCUCAGAAAUUUGUCAUGCUGAGCCAGCACUCGUGGCCUCCUCAUGCUACGCCACUCGGCAUCACAAGUUUCCAGACCCAGACAUUUUUGCAUUUGAUAGUCACCGUUCUAUGUUCCCCGCGUUUCAUUUGGCAAACCAAAUCCAGGCCUGUACGUCGUCCGGACAAAGCCGGGCACGCCAGCCAGUGCAAGCCUUGGACAUGUGGGCGACCUAUUCGUGAUCCAGGUAGAUGGCGUGCCGGUGAACACUUUAGCGGAGUUGCAGCAAUUGGCACGGAAUACAACAGGAAAAAAGUGUUUUUUGCUCUGAAGUCGUGACGCAAACAAGGAUGCGCCACAGAUCAUGAGUUUGGCUUGUCAGAAAAAAUUUUUAAAAAAGUGCUGCCUUUAGCGUUAGUUUAGACGGUUUUUGGAUGGCAAUCGAACGGAAAGACAGGAAGCACAAGCGUACAAGAGGACUAGGCGGGAGUCAUCUCUUUGAUGCAUAUGGAUAUGCCGCACAACUGUCACAGUGAGCCACACUUUUCUCGUCCCAUAUAUGAUGACGGAAAUGCCCAGGUGAACGUGAAGCAGAAGGUCGUUCGUGCGUUGUUGCGGGAUAUCAAUCGCAAAUAUGGCAUGUCUGGGUUGAGUUGAGUUGCAGAUUCACUUUGUGUCAUGGUAAGUUUGCAUUGCAUGCAGGGACGAUUGAAGCAGCCGAAAGAUCAACAUACACAUUGAAACUUGAACGCUGCCAAUGCGUGCGGCAACUGAAUAGAAGUGCAUGGACAGUGGCCCGAGGCGGGCUCUCUAGCACGACAAAUCAGCAGAUUUUCCAGUUCUGUUUUUUCGUUUCUCUACCUUAGUGCGAGCCCUUUUGCGUUUCUCCGCCGCAGUGCGAGCCCGCCGUAGACCUAUGCUUUCCAUCUUUCACUAGGUCGGAAAGAAGUUUUGACAUCAUGCCACUGCAUUUGGUCACCACGGAAACUUUGGUAGUUGAAGUACCUGCUGUUGCAUGGAUUGCUGUUCAUGGUGCUUGCGUCAAGCGAGUGUAGCAUUGCAUCAAAAGCAGACCCAGAAGUCGUAUUUUCAAUGUAUGGAACACCUGGAUGGACGGCAGCGGCUAGCUAUAAUGUGGAUCAUAUCAAUGCGAAAUCAAUCUUCCUUCCCUCCCUUUUAGUGAAGAAGUCUGUACCAGAACAUCGAUCUGUCUGUGCCAGAAUUUUUGCAUGAGUUUUCACUUGACGCAUAAACAGGAGGUCGUGCACGGCAGACGAGUUUACGUUGUUAUGUGAUGCCAGUUACUGGCGCCGGAAGGCACGCCUAUAAUGCUGGAGAGCUGCUGAUGAUAUUGUCAUUGCUCCUUUACAAAAUAAAAGGAACCAAGGAGAGGCAACGCAAGUUUCCUGAAAGGCAAAGGGGGGACGAGAUGGAUUUCAACUGGAUGGACUGAUCCCGUGUUCUGGCCCUGUCAGGAGUACUCGGUGAACCGGGAUACGGGGGGCCCAAAAAUCACUCUUUGGUGAGUAGUGCGUGGCCCGUAAUGUGUCUUCAACUCAUGGCAGUCGCCUUUGAUGUAAGUGUAACGGCAACCCUACGAGUAUGCUAUGAAUAAUUUUUUAGGCUACUGCUCGUAGUGUACAAGCUUAUCCUCUUUCUCGCGUACGACUCAUACUCACCAAGUACCUGCUAGAUUGAUGGAAGGUCAAAGAGCACCAGCGAGCAUCUCCGCGAUAAUCGGAGAAGGUGAACGUGAUACGGAUAGAUCUUUGUCUCGACUCGAUUCAAGUAAUUCCAAAGAUUCUGUUUCGUUUUUUUUUGCUCGAUGAAACGCGUUUUCUAUUGGUUUGUUUUCCUCAGCCGUGGCGUGGGCCUCAGUGUCACCAAAAAGGGAAGCCGACUACGCAGUGCUCGCGGUGCCGUGUGUCGGUUUGCCAUAGGUUGUUAUGAAAUCGCGUCAGCAAAAGCAACGCGCCUUGUUCUCUGGAGAGUCAUAAGCCUCUCCAGACAUAAGAACAUAAGCCUAGCCGCACUAGCGGCAAGCCUCACGCGCACCAUCAGAAGUGCAGUAUUGGCCGUUCUUUGCGGUGUCUCACCAUCAGAAGUGCGAGCUGCGAGGAGCGGGGCGCACCGCCUGAAGUUCUAAAAGUCAACUUAACCCUAUGGACAGAUGGAUAGAGGGCAAAUAAUACUAAAAAAAUGCCUUGUUUGCAUCCGCACUGCAGGAAGGCAGAUGGUAUGAAUGAUAUUGCGUGACGAAGUUCGUCGAUAUCUCCUUUCAAUUUUGUAGUUUUGAAGUACAUUAGCUACGUCCGGUCCCACGGCGUAUACGGUUUAAUCUACGAAUCUUUCCGCUGCUGAAGCGGGC